AUGAUCGCCCCAGAGAUUCCUGAUCAAGAAGAGGCACCUGGCACCGCCCAAGAGCAGAAGGUAGAAGACAAUGCAGAGCAUGGGCGGGAGCUCAGGACUGGCCUAGGAACAGCUGCAGCAUCUCCCGUCCAGCUGGAUGAUGAGGCGGCUGCUCCUGCAAAGACACCGACUGGACCGAAUGCCGCUUUGUUACCAUUCAUAAAUGCUUCAAAGGCUGCUGCAAAAAGACAGCGAGCGCUUGAGAAGGGCUCUGUCAUCGGCAAAGACACAGCAUUUCUGAAGUUGCAGGAGGCUCACGACAAGCUGCUGGAGAAGUACAACGCCCUCAAGGUGAAGUGA
This is a messenger RNA of Klebsormidium nitens, 339 nucleotides long. NCBI's taxonomy places the organism in Eukaryota, Viridiplantae, Streptophyta, Klebsormidiophyceae, Klebsormidiales, Klebsormidiaceae. The record is from the annotation of a GenBank genome assembly.